Molecule: messenger RNA, 7704 nt
Organism: Betta splendens (Siamese fighting fish)
Lineage: Eukaryota; Metazoa; Chordata; Actinopteri; Anabantiformes; Osphronemidae
Gene: itsn1
Product: intersectin 1 (SH3 domain protein)
Exons: 47
Coding region: 208-5568 (1786 amino acids)
Biological process (GO): positive regulation of Rho protein signal transduction; intracellular signal transduction
Molecular function (GO): calcium ion binding; guanyl-nucleotide exchange factor activity; protein binding
Source: RefSeq, a predicted model, not a curated record
CCCAUUUUCCAGCUGUCCCUCAGUCGGUCGGGAUUUCAGAGAGACGGGAGAUUCAGCGGAGAGGGUUUUUGUGAUAAAACAACACCCUUUUGGACAGUGUACCAUAUUAUAUGGUUACAUAAAGACGCAACGAGCUGCUUUAUGUAAUAUUGUACGAUGGAAACUGAACUAUGAGGUGUUGUGCAGCUGAAGAAGACUGAGUGAACCAUGGCGCAGUUCCCGACCACAUUCACAGGUCCAGAUGUGUUUCUGAUCUCCGUGGAUGAGAGAGCCAAACAUGACCAGCAGUUCCACAGCCUCUCUCCCACUGCUGGGGGCUACAUCACAGGUGACCAAGCCAGGAACUUCUUCCUUCAGUCAGGACUGCCCCCUCCCAUCCUCGCCCAGAUCUGGGCUCUGUCUGACAUGAACAGCGAUGGCCGUAUGGACAUCCAUGAGUUCUCCAUCGCCAUGAAGCUCAUCAAGCUGAAACUCCAGGGUCACCCUCUGCCCCCCACCCUUCCUCCCAGUAUGAAACAGCCCCCGCUGCCUUUAGGCCCACCGUCCAGCUUUGGCAUGGCUCCCAUCCCAGCUCCUCUGACAGGCGUGCCCCCACUCCCCCUUCCUCCUCUCCCCGUUGGGGUGUCUCCCCCUCUCGUCUCAUCUGCCCCACCACCCCUCCCCCAGCCCAUCGCUAACGGAGCUCCACCUACAGCUAUGAUGCAGCCCAUCUCAGGCUUCUCCCACCAAGCUCCACCUGUCAGCAAAUCAUUUAAUCGAUCCAGUACCAAGUUACAGAAGGGGACGUCGUUUGAUGCUGCUAGUCAGCCUCCUCCUGACUGGGCCGUUCCACAGUCAUCAAGGCUGAAGUACCGACAGCUUUUUAACUCCCAUGACAAGAUGAUGAGUGGACACCUCACUGGCCCCCAGGCUCGCACCAUCCUGAUGCAGUCCAAUCUUCCUCAGAGCCAGCUGGCAACAAUAUGGAGCCUAUCAGAUAUUGAUCAGGAUGGAAAGCUAACAGCUGAGGAGUUUAUCUUGGCCAUGCACCUCAUAGACAUGGCUAUGUCAGGUCUACCCCUCCCCCCUGUGUUACCUCCUGAUUACCUCCCACCAACAUUCAGGCGUGUGCGAAGUGACAGUGUUCAGUCAGACCAGAAGAGCGUCCAGGAAGAGACGGAGGAAGAGACAGAAAGCAGCCAGGAAAAGAAACUACCAGUGACAUUUGAGGAUAAGAAGCGGGAGAAUUUUGAGCGAGGAAACCUGGAAUUGGAGAAAAGGCGUCAGGCUUUGCAGGAGCAGCAGAGGAAGGAGCAGGAGAGGCUGGCUGCGUUAGAGAGAGAAGAGCAGGAGAGAAAGGAGCGUGAGCGUCUGGAGCAGGAGAGGAGAAGACAACAGGAGCUAGAGAAGCAACUAGAGAAACAGAGAGAGCUGGAGAGGCAGCGAGAGGAGGAGCGACGCAAAGAGAUAGAAAGGAGAGAGGCUGCAAAGCGUGAGUUAGAGCGGCAGCGGCAGCUGGAGUGGGAGCGGCAACGUCGCCAGGAGCUUCUCACUCAAAGAAACCGGGAGCAGGAGAGUAUCGUGCUGCUGAAAGCCAGGAAGAAGACGCUGGAGUUUGAACUGGAAGCUCUGAAUGAUAAGAAGACCCAGCUGGAGGGCAAACUGAAGGAUGUUCGGUUUCGCCUUUCAGCUCAGCGCAGAGAGGUGGAACAGACCAAUCAGACCAGGGAAACACGCAUUGCUGAAAUCACCCUGCUCCAGCAGCAGCUGCAGGACUCCCAGCAAUGGCUCGGCAGACUCAUUCCUGAUAAACAGAGUCUCAGCGACCAGCUAAAACAAGUACAACAGAACAGUCUGCACCGCGAUAGUCUGUCGUCCCUGCAGAAGGCUGUGGAGCAGAAGGAGACGAGCAGACAGCAGCUCCGAGAGCAGCUGGAUGCUGUGGAGAGAGAGACGAGGGCCAAACUGCUUGAAAUAGAUGCUUUCAAUACCCAGCUGAAGUUUCUGUGUGAGUUCUAUGCCAACCACUGUGCCAGGAUAGAAGCCCUGCGACGCCAGCUUCAGGAGGAGCAGAGAGGGAGACAGGAACUAAGAGAGAUCCACAGCCGGCAGCAGAGACAGAAACAAAAAGAACUAGAUGGAGACACGCACACACAGUCUCAUAUACAAAGCCAGCUGGAGAGGAAGUCGGCUGAGCUGCAGGAGCAAAGGUCAGAAGAUGGUGUGGCCUGGAGGGAUGAACCAGGAAGCUCUGCACCUAAAGCUCCUAGCCCACCCUCCGUGUCCACGCCUCAUGCCUGGCUUAACAGAGUUACUCAGGAUGAGGAGGAGAGGAAGAGGAGAGUGAUGGAGGAAGAAGAAGAGGGAAGAAAAGGGAUACGCUCAGUAGACGACAAGGAAGACAGUACAAGAAGCAAAAAGGACAUGCAGGACAAACUAAACAAGCUGUUCAGUCAGCCUGCAGACCCCUGGGCUACAGCAGUAGAGAAAACUCCAGGACCCAGCCUGUUUGAGCAGAAGGCGUCGGCCAGCGGCUUCGACCAUCAGCAGCAGCAGCAUCAGCAGCAACAGCAGCAACAGCAACCGGUCAAGGUGGUUUACUACAGAGCUCUGUAUCCAUUUGAUGCGCGCAGCCAUGAUGAAAUCAGCAUCACCCCUGGAGAUAUAAUCAUGGUGAAGGGGGAAUGGGUGGAUGAAUCCCAAACCGGGGAGCCCGGUUGGCUAGGAGGAGAGCUUAGGGGCAGGACUGGUUGGUUUCCAGCCAAUUAUGCAGAACGGAUACCGGAGAGUGAAGCACCAAUCAGCCUGCGAGCUACAACCUCAGUUACUCCGACUUCAGCCCAGCAGCCAAUUAAUACACCUCCACCCGCCCCUGGGCACGCAGCAUCCUCCACGUCAUCCGCCAACAGUAACUGGGCCGACUUCAGCACCACAUGGCCCUCAAAUGCAGCCAGCCAGUCGGACAGCGAGGGGUGGGACGCGUGGCCCACUUCCUCAACCAGUCAAAAUCCCUCGCUCAGCGUCCCCUCAGCACAGCUACGGCAACGCUCCGCCUUCACGCCUGCAACUAUGACCACGGGCUCCUCUCCCUCACCUGUACUGGGCCAAGGGGAGAAGGUGGAAGGCCUCCAGGCUCAGGCCUUGUAUCCAUGGAGAGCCAAAAAGGAUAACCACCUUAACUUCAACAAAAAUGAGAUAAUAACGGUGCUGGAGCAGCAGGACAUGUGGUGGUUAGGUGAACUACAGACCGGACAGAGAGGCUGGUUCCCCAAAAGUUACGUGAAGCUCAUCUCCGCCACCAUGACGGCCCCUGUUGGUGCCACAGCACGCAGCAAAAACACUAGUGAGUCUGGACUAUCAGAGAGCCCACCUAACGGAAAACGACCCUCCCCUUCUCCAACAAAGCCCAGCGAAUCUGGUGAAGAGUACGUGGCCAUGUACACCUACGAAAGCAAUGAACAAGGGGACCUCAGUUUUCAGCAGGGAGAUAUCGUCAUGGUGACCAGGAAAGAAGGGGACUGGUGGACGGGGCUGGUCGGGAAUAAAACUGGAGUUUUCCCGUCGAAUUACGUCAAACCACGGGACUCAGCAUCAGAGUCACUGGGACCAGCAGGCAAGACAGGAAGCCUGGGAAAGAAGCCAGAGAUCGCUCAGGUGAUCGCACCCUACACUGCUACAGGCGCAGAGCAGCUGACGUUGGCUCCAGGACAGCUCAUCCUCAUCAGGAAGAAGAACCCAGGCGGCUGGUGGGAGGGCGAGCUGCAGGCUCGGGGCAAGAAGCGCCAGAUCGGUUGGUUUCCAGCCAACUAUGUAAAGCUGCUCAGUCCCAGCACCAGUAAGACGACACCCACUGAGCCCACCCCCCCUAAACUGGCUCCAGCCACCACUGCUCUGUGUCAGGUGAUUGGCAUGUACGACUACGUGGCCCAGAACGAUGAUGAGUUGGCCUUCCAGAAAGGUCAGGUCAUCACGGUGCUCAACAAGGACGACUGUGAUUGGUGGAAAGGAGAGCUGAACGGGAGGGAGGGUCUGUUUCCAAGCAACUAUGUCAAACUCACCACAGAUACGGACCCGAGCACGCAGUGGUGCGCUGACCUGCACCUGCUGGACAUGCUGAGCCCCAUGGAGCGGAAGAGGCAGGGAUACAUCCACGAGCUGAUCGUCACCGAGGAGAACUACGUCAACGACCUGCAGCUCGUCACAGAGAUCUUCCACAAACCUCUGCUGGAGUGUGAGCUGCUGACGGAGAAAGAAGUAGCCAUGAUCUUUGUGAACUGGAAGGAGCUCAUCAUGUGCAACAUCAAGCUGCUCAAGGCUCUGAGGGUCAGGAAGAAGAUGUCAGGGGACCGCAUGCCGGUGAAGAUGAUCGGCGACAUCCUCACCAACCAGCUGCCUCACAUGCAGCCCUACAUCAGAUUCUGUUCGUGUCAGCUCAACGGCGCCACGCUGAUCCAGCAGAAAACCGACGACAACCCUGAAAUCAAAGAUUUCCUGAAGAGGUUGGCCAUGGACCCCAGGUGUAAAGGAAUGCCCCUGUCUAGCUUCCUGCUCAAACCCAUGCAGAGAGUCACGCGCUACCCGCUCAUCAUCAAGAACAUUUUAGAAAAUACUCCAGAGUCGCAUCCAGACCACAGCCACCUGAAGGCCGCUCUGGAGAAAGCAGAGGAGCUGUGUUCACAGGUGAACGAGGGCGUCCGGGAGAAGGAGAACUCUGAUCGUCUGGAGUGGAUUCAGGCCCAUGUCCAGUGUGAGGGUCUGUCGGAGCAACUGGUGUUUAACUCUGUCACCAACUGUCUGGGACCCAGGAAGUUCCUCCACAGCGGGAAGCUGUUCAAAGCCAAAAGCAGCAAAGAGCUCUACGGCUUCCUGUUCAAUGACUUCCUGCUGCUGACGCAGGUGACCAAACCUCUGGGCUCAUCUGGCUCCGACAAAGUCUUCUCCUCCAAAACACACCUGCAGUACCGCAUGUACAAGACGCCAAUCUUCUUAAAUGAAGUGUUAGUGAAGCUGCCAACGGACCCGUCAGGAGACGAGCCUCUGUUCCACAUCUCCCACAUAGACAGAGUUUACACACUCAGAGCUGAGAGCAUCAAUGAACGAACGGCGUGGGUUCAGAAAAUUAAGGCUGCUUCAGAACUCUUCAUUGAGACGGAGAAGAAGAAGAGAGAGAAGGCUUAUCUAGUUCGCUCUCAGAGGGCUACAGGCAUCGGCAGACUGAUGGUCAACAUCGUGGAGGGAAUCGAGCUCAAGCCCUGUCGCUCCCAUGGGAAGAGUAACCCGUACUGCGAGGUGACCAUGGGAUCCCAGUGCCAUAUCACCAAGACGCUGCAGGACACGUUGAAUCCUAAGUGGAACUCCAAUUGUCAGUUUUUUAUAAAGGACCUGGAACAGGACGUCCUCUGUAUCACUGUUUUUGAACGUGACCAGUUCUCGCCUGACGACUUCCUCGGCAGGACUGAGAUUCGGUUGGCUGAAAUAAAAAAGGACCAGGGUUCUAAGGGACCAAUCACGAAGAGGCUGCUGCUCCACGAGGUUCCCACAGGAGAGAUCGUUGUCAGGCUGGACCUCCAGCUGUUCGAGGAACCUUAAAUGCAGGACAUUAAGAGCUCGACUGGAUGAAAGGAGACGGCUUGGGUGAUUUGGACCCGCAGGUUGGGCUGGAUUAGACUCGACUGGUCUGUUUUAUGUCUUAGAGUCUACAGGACAUCUGUUAAUUCCAGUUAAUUAAAGCAACACAGCUGGGUCCAGUGAGGGACUUCCCCAGAUCCAGAUGAGUCACAGAGGUCUGCUUCGCUGUAACGGACGCUGCUGCAGCAGUUUGUUGUGCUGCGUGAGGGUUUUUAUUCUAUUCACCGACUCACGCUUCGCCACAGUGGCUGCAGCACAUGUCAAAAACAUAUCUUUGAACAUAUUUACGCUUUUAAUCUGUUUAAUCUAGGUUAGAACCUGGGUCCACAUCACAUAAUUAUAUAGAUAUAUUUAGAUGGAAAACUGGAAAUUGGAAAAUUAACUGCACUCAUUGUGUUUUUGUAGUUUGACUAAUUUAGGAAAGUUAUUGUUCAUGUUCCUCAUGUUAAUUCUACUGUAGUCUGGAUACUACGUUAUCUACACUGUUGCCUCUGGUGUCAAUACUUUGGUUUCCAGACACGUUCCUUUUUUAAUUCCAUACUUAUCAGAAAGUCGCAUCUGACGAGGAGACACAUCAUAAGAGCUUUAACCUGGUGGUUAAAAAGAGCAAAUCUAAGUAGUAUUAUGUUUCAGCACUAGUCUGAUACUUUCAGCAAUGCUGCACGUUUACUUUAUUGUACAGCUUCUGAUAAAUCACUGAACCUUCCAUUCCAGACCACAUUUGACUCAAGUGGUGAAACUGUGAGCAGGAGGUUCCCUCUGAGAACCAGUUGUGUUGUCAGACCAGCUGCUGUUACGUUCAGACCAGUCCACUCCAGCCUCCUUCAGUCAGGUCCACUUCAGUCCAGUCUGGUUUGGUUCGGUCCAGUUCACCGGGAAGCAGAUGGGUCGUUGCUGUUUUUUUCUCUCCCUUUGCUUCAUCAGACACUUCGGUGACAAGUGUGACAAUCCCAGCCCUCCUUCAUUGUUGCAGUGAGCCUGAACCGCCACACACACACACACACACACACACACCGAACUCUGUGUGUGUGUGUGUGUGUGUGUGUGUGUGUGUGUGUGUGUGUGUGUGUGUGUGUGUGUGUGUGCGCGUGUGUGUGUGUGCGUGUGUUUGUGUGCGUGUGUGCGUCCAGGUGGGCUGGCUGACUAACGGUACAGUUCACUGCACGUUCUCUUGUGCUUUUCACAGAAGUCUUCGUUCAGCUUUGAGGUGCUGCAUGUAAAGGGACCCUGACUUUGUACAGUAUUUUUCUGUUUAGGCCUUGUCUCAACACUUGAACGCCACAUGAUCUUAGAAAGUGCUAAAUAUGUAUAGGUUCAAUGAGAAACGCUAAUACUAAAAACUAAUGGGUAAUGAUGCCCCAUAGAGUCUGAUGAAGUGGCUGAAACAUGGAGGUUCAGACGGACGGAACGGUGAGGACCGUCUUGUAACUCCGUUCGUUCAUGUUUGGAGCAACAGGCGUCGCGUCUCACAGCUGUUGCUGCUACUGAGAUCAGCUGUCACUAUGCAGAGGCAAAGGCCGCGGUGCACCAGUACAGCAGCAUUUGAACCAGUUGCACACCCAAACCAGCAGCAGCGCUACGACUCUGCUGACCAUUAACCAAGAAGCUUCAUCAUUUAAACACUUGAGUCAUUCUGUUCUUUUCAGCUGUCAACAAAUGCCAUUAAACGUACUAAAAUAAGACCUAGUUAGUUGAAUUAAAUUUAAUGCCACGUUACAGAACCAAGUUACCAGAGACAACCAGUAGUUACCUUCAUGACCAGCCACUGUCCAGUCAGAUCUAUCAGUCAGCAGCACCUUGAUUGUGGGAGGUGUGAGCGAAUGUGUGCGUUUACCCAGACUGAAUCUGAUGAUGAUGACGAUGAAGAAGCUGUCUUACAUCCCAGACAGUACGUCCAUCCCGACCUCUCCACAGUGUACGAACUAACCUGCUUCAGUUUGAACCUUUUCUUACUGUCUCUGUUCCAGGUCGUGUAUAAUACUACUGCUAUCUGAGAGUUAAUAUAUGAGCGACAGCCUGCUGAUAAUUAUCACUGUAGAAGAUGAUGCUGUACGUUGUUGUCUUUCAAUGUUCAGAAUAAACUUCGGUUGGACCAAA